UGGAGAAUCCCAAUUUCAUUUUUCAUUAUUCAAUCGCUCUGUGUUUGAGAGAGAGUAGCAUUAGGCCAUCAUUUGAGGAAACAUCAAGAAAUGAAGAAAAAGGAUCAAACAAAGAAACACUAUAGAGAUUACCUAUUCUAUGAUAUUCUAGUAAGAAUAUUCAUUCACCUAAAUGUUGCAGAUCUUGUUGCAGCCUCAUUUGUGUGUAAGACAUGGAACCUAGCGACUCGUGCCCCUCAACUUUGGAAAAAACUUGAUCUUACUACAUUGAACUAUAGCAAUUACUUCAACAUACCCAUGUUGGUAAAUUCUUGGAAGGAUGAAAAUUCGAGUUCUAAAAUGACUCGAUUUUUGAAGUAUGUUACAAAUUUGAGUAGUGGAAAUAUAAAUAUCAUAAUAUUUAAUUUUUAUGUGUACUUGACUGACGACCACUUACUUACCCUUGCUAAAAGGACUCCAAAUCUCAAAAGGUUAGUGCUACCACUCACCGGCAACAUUUCGAAAAUUGGAAUUGAAACCGCAAUGAAAUCGUGGAGUGGCCUCGAAUCCAUGACAAUUACCUCAAUUUUCAAGGACCGUCACUAUUUUACUGCGAUUGGAAAAUAUUGUCCAAACAUCGUUAGGUUAAAAUUCACAUGUACCUUUGAACAAGAAGAAGCUGAAGCCGUGGUCAAUUACACUCCAAACCUUAAGGAAUUAAGUAUACGAUUCGUAAUAGUAAACCUUCGAGCUUUGUGUCUUGUACUCAAUAGCUUGAAGGAUUUGGAGGUGGUAAAUAUAAGUCACAGUCUCAUUGUAGACAAAUUAGAUGGAGAAUUUGAGAUGUAUUCCCUUCGUAAUCUAAGAAAUCAUUUAGAUGCAUCAUAUUAUAGAAAGCUUAUCGUUUGUGAGACAGGAGAGUGUCUUAGGUGCCAGAAUGGGAGGAACAAUGAUCCAAGAAGACUCCCACAUGGACCCUUGGAGGAUAUUUGGCGUCAAGAUGAAAUAACCUCUCUUGCACAUUAAUUAGUUUUAUUAAAUUGAUUAAUGUUGUAGCCUUCCUUAUUAAUUAAAUAAAGUUCAUCAACAUUAUACUAAUUUGGA
Cicer arietinum (chickpea) is the source of this 1083-nucleotide messenger RNA. Its product is annotated as F-box/LRR-repeat protein At3g48880-like. The record is from RefSeq and is a predicted model, not a curated record. Gene Ontology annotation, molecular function: protein binding. Lineage: Eukaryota; Viridiplantae; Streptophyta; Magnoliopsida; Fabales; Fabaceae.